UGAUAGGAUUUGAUAAGAACUCAGAGCCAUUCAUCUAGUUAUAAAUAAAGCGACGCUUUGUUUGUUUGUUUUUCCAAUAAUUAUGUGAAAAAUGUUUUUUUUUUCUUACAGUAUUUAAUUUUAUUUUACAAAAUUGAAGUUGUUUAGUAAUUCAAAUUAAUGGCUAAUAAAGCGCUUGCCCUCCUUUUGACUGAUACCAUAUCAUAUAAAAGUGAUAGUAGUGACAAUGAAUCAAGCAGCUGGAGUGACUUAUGCAGUUUAACAUCUGAAUUUUCAGAUGAUGAUGAUGAUGAUGAAGAGGAUAGACUAUUCUUUCCUCUCAUGCAGUACCUAAUUAGAUUAAGAAGAGAACGUGUGGACGACUACUUGCACAUCAUAGAAUCUUACACUGAAGCCGAAUUUAAAAACCGAUUAGGUUUGAGUCGAAAAAUUGCCUGCAGACUUAUUGAUGAUUUAGAGAAAUCUGGUAUAAUAGCUAAUCACAAAUUUGGCUUAAAGCCAUUGGAACCAAGAUUAUGUUUCUACAUAUUCUUAUCAUUUAUAGCAAAUACAGAACCCCUAACACCAAUAGCCACAAGAUUUGAUAUAUCAAUAUCUUCCACAUUCCGUGUUAUAAGAAGAGUAGUUGCAUGGAUUUUAACCAAAAUGGAUGAUGCUAUCAAAUGGCCACAAGACAUGAGUGAAAUCAUGACAAUAUGCGACAACUUCCAUAAUAAGACGGGGAUAUCUAAUAUGCUAGGAGUGAUUGAUUGUACACAUGUGAAAAUUGAGAAACCAAAGGAUGCACCAGAAUAUUGUAACACAAAAGGAUAUUUUUCUAUUAUCCUGCAAGCCACUAUUGAUGCAAAAUUGCGGUUUACUAAUAUAUAUUGUGGUGAACCAGGAUCAUUAAGUUGUGCAAGAGUUUUGAGAAAGUCUCCUCUUUAUCAUACUGCAACACAAAACCAAGCUGGUCUAUUUCCACAUGAUACAUUUUUAGUUGGCCAUUCAGGAUAUCCUUCUUUAACAUGGCUAGUACCACCUUUCAGGGAAAACAAAAGACUGACUUUGAAUCAAAGAGAAUUUAAUUCUCUUCAUGCUGCUACUAGGAAAUUAAGUGACAAAGCUUUCAACUUGUUAAAAAAUAGAUUUAGAAGAAUAAAGCUAUUUACUGUUUAUAGAAAUGUUACUUUUAUAACUGAUACUAUUGUAGCAGCAUGUGUAUUACAUAAUUAUUGUUUAAGUGAAAAUGAAUAACUGAGAUAUAAUAAAAUAAUGUAGGUGUAGUACAUGUAAAGCUUUAAUUAAUUUAUACGACAUCUAUUAUUAUAUUAUUUAAUAAAUUAUUACACAAA
Messenger RNA from Bicyclus anynana (squinting bush brown), 1334 nucleotides. Its product is annotated as putative nuclease HARBI1. The coding region runs from base 160 to 1236 and encodes 358 amino acids. Lineage: Eukaryota; Metazoa; Arthropoda; Insecta; Lepidoptera; Nymphalidae. The record is from RefSeq and is a predicted model, not a curated record. The transcript is spliced from 2 exons.